CCGCACUGUACUGUGGUAGCGUUCCAACCAAGCCAAUAGGAAUUGAUAGAUAGGUGCGAGCCAUCGAUCCGGUGACCGAAAUCUGAGCUUCCAUGGCGACAACGUCGGAAAAGCAAGUUAUGAUGGUGGCUAUCGACGAGAGUGAGCAUAGCGCCUAUGCUCUCAAGUGGACUCUCGAUCACUUCUUCACGCCCACCCCUAAUCCUCUCUUCAAGCUCAUUCUUGUUCACGCCAGACCUUCUGCUAUCUCCGCUGUCGGCCUAGCCGGCCCUGGAGCUAAUAACGUUUUGCCCAUUGUUGAGGCGGAUUUGAAACGAACAGCUGCAAGAGUUGUUGAAAAGGCCAGAGAGCUUUGUAUCAAGAAAUCGGUAAAUGAUGUGGAGGUGGAAGUAAUAGAAGGGGACGCCAGAAAUGUGCUUUGCGAUGCAGUGGACAAGCACCAUGUUUCUAUAUUGGUUGUGGGAAGUCAUGGUUAUGGAGCUAUAAAGAGGGCGGUCUUAGGGAGCGUGAGUGACUAUUGUGCUCAUCACGCUCACUGCACUGUGAUGAUUGUGAAGAAGCCAAAACCCCAGCACUGAUAUGCUUUGGCUGCCUCUAAAUACUAAUCAGCAGAGUGUGUGUGUAGAUAUAUCUAUAUUGAUCAUGGUUUGACAGGGGUAGUAAUAAACGGUUUGCCAAUAUUCUUGGGGAAUUCAGAAGCAUCAUCUGGCAGGCUGCUGCUUUUUUGCAAUUUGACACUGGUAGGAAUUGUUUAUCUAUCAUUGUUGGGAAAUGCUUGUUAUCUGAUGAUAUCAGUAAGCUUUUUCUCUCUCUCGUUUAAGAAAAGACCCAAGCGGAGAGGGUCUUUUUAAGUUUGGGUGGACUAUGUACGAUCCUUUUAUUGCAAUAAAUUGAAUCCUUUUAUUAAGGCGAAAAAAUUGAUCACAGUGUUCCCAGAACAUUCAAAGGUUAUAUAUGUUUGUUCUGUGCUCUAUCGGUUUCAUGUUGAACAGAUAUUGCUAUGUUUUUAGCAAUGUAACUAUAAUUUGUGUGUAAACGUUGACAAGUGCCAAUGUUUUUUCUUUUU
Molecule: messenger RNA, 1066 nt
Organism: Prosopis cineraria
Lineage: Eukaryota; Viridiplantae; Streptophyta; Magnoliopsida; Fabales; Fabaceae
Product: universal stress protein PHOS34-like
Exons: 4
Coding region: 93-578 (161 amino acids)
Source: RefSeq, a predicted model, not a curated record